Molecule: messenger RNA, 360 nt
Organism: Adineta ricciae
Lineage: Eukaryota; Metazoa; Rotifera; Eurotatoria; Adinetida; Adinetidae
Source: the annotation of a GenBank genome assembly
AUGACAAGAAAUCGAGCGCAAGACGCCCUACAUUCUUGUAUAUUUCCAUUACUCACUGUUAAUCAUUGGACAGUCAGGCGCAAUUUUACGAGAUCAGUUCGAAACUUAACAGGCAAUAUGAAUGAUCCCGGUAGAGUCUUCGCAACAAUCGACAGUGGUAUCUACGCUGAUACUGGAUCGUACAAACAAAAAUUUCUCUUAAUUGAUAAUACAUGUAAUCAGCUCACUACAGUGCAAACAAGUACGAGCAGCGAAUCGACAACCCAAUCGAUUCAUUUCUGCUCAAUGGAUCUACCCGACUUUGACAUCAAUACCCGAUCCAAUCAAUUAUUGUUUAAAUGGGAUACGAAUGCAACUUGA